This is a messenger RNA of Linum trigynum, 741 nucleotides long. Lineage: Eukaryota; Viridiplantae; Streptophyta; Magnoliopsida; Malpighiales; Linaceae. The record is from the annotation of a GenBank genome assembly.
AUGCAUUUCGAGCUUGUGGGGAGUUCUUAUCCUUCCUCUUCCUUGAACUCUGUUACAACUCUCAAACCAAAGAUGACCGCUUUUUCCUUUACAGCUCUGUCGCCGUGCCCUUACACGCCAUUCCGCCGCCCGGGUCUUCCCAAUCCCUCGGUUUCUUGCUGUAUUGGUUCCCCGAUGAAGAUAGGCAGCCGUGUGUCCAAGGCACCACGCAAAAGAUCGAGAAGAACAGAAGGGGCAGGGAAAAGUAUGGAAGACUCAGUUCAACGCAAAAUGGAACAGUUCUACGAAGGAUCUAAUGGUCCACCACUACGUAUUGUUCCGGUUGGUGGACUGGGUGAGAUUGGAAUGAAUUGCAUGCUAGUUGGGAAUUACGAUCGAUAUAUUCUAAUUGACGCUGGUGUUAUGUUCCCUGACCACGAUGAGCUCGGAGUUCAAAAGAUUUUACCGGACACCACAUUUAUCAAAAAAUGGAGCCACAAAAUUGAAGCAGUUGUUAUAACACAUGGGCAUGAAGAUCACAUCGGAGCAUUGCCAUGGCUGGUGAUACCUGCUUUGGAUUCUCAUACCCCGAUAUAUGCAUCGUCCUUUACAAUGGAGCUUAUAAAAAAGCGUCUGAAGGAGCACGGAAUCUUUCUUCCAUCUAGACUAAAAGGGACUGGAAGAUUGAUGAUGGGAAACCGUUUGAUCGUGAAGCUCUCGAAGGAAGGAGUGACAUUGAUGAUGAGCGAUUCAACAAAUUAA